Molecule: messenger RNA, 3764 nt
Organism: Sinocyclocheilus grahami
Lineage: Eukaryota; Metazoa; Chordata; Actinopteri; Cypriniformes; Cyprinidae
Product: non-lysosomal glucosylceramidase-like
Exons: 17
Coding region: 377-2950 (857 amino acids)
Biological process (GO): glucosylceramide catabolic process; carbohydrate metabolic process; central nervous system development
Cellular component (GO): membrane
Molecular function (GO): glucosylceramidase activity; beta-glucosidase activity
Source: RefSeq, a predicted model, not a curated record
CCUGUAUACUGCUCUAUCACUGGGAAACUGAUGUGUGGCUUUGACCAAGUUCAUCAUUAAGAGAUCGUGAUGUGCUGUUCUGCAUAAGAACAUGUGUUCUUUACUUAAGGAAUGCAGUAUAACGUUACAUGCUUUUCGUCUCUAAAAUUUAGCGUUUGCUGUUCACUUUGAAAAACUUCCCAAGAUCCAACCGCAACAAAGUGAAAGCAGCAGCCACAGGGGCACAGGAUGGCUCUACUGACAUAGUCAUGCUGGCGAGCGUCAAAACAAGUGCAUCUCGCCGAUCUCGCCACUGACGCGCAGACCCCAGGCAAGGAGGAUUCAGGGAGCCGAUUUUUACGGUUUUGGUUUGGACUGGUGAUCCAACAGCUCUACUAUGGAUUUAAAUGACAGCACAUCUCUGGCUGAGCUGAUGAGCCGGUAUGUGUCUACAGAAACAGGAUUUGGUGUUCCAAAGGAUGGCUGGCGGAUAUGCUUGGCACACGAGUUCAAAGAGAAGCGGAAACCAUUUCAAGCCAAAGAUGUCUCAUUGUCCAACAUGAUCGAGCAUGUUUCUUUAGGGGUCAGGUAUCUGAGAUGGUGGUACAGAAAGACCCAGAUUGAGAAGAAGGCUCCUUUUAUUGAUAUGUUUCGGGCUUUACCACUGAGACAAAUUUAUGGUGCUCCUCUUGGUGGCAUUGGCGGAGGCAGUAUCACGCGUGGAUGGAGGGGAGAUUUCUGCCGGUGGCAACUAAAUCCUGGAAUGUACCACUACAAAACCGUUAUUGCUAACCAGUUUACAGUGUGUCUGCGCAGGUGUGGUCAGACAGUAUACCAGCAGGUGUUGUCUACGGAGCGACCCCCGACUCUUCAGGGUUGGAACUGGGGUUAUUGUGGUGAAUACGCCUUUUACCAUGCUCUGUACCCACGAGCCUGGACCGUCUACCACCUGCCUGGCCAGAAUGUCACUCUCACCUGCAGGCAGGUGUCACCUGUCAUCCCUCAUGACUACAAGGACUCCAGUCUUCCUGUGGCUGUGUUUGUGUGGGACAUUGAGAAUAAGAAUGACUACGCACUUGAUGUUUCCAUCAUGUUCACGAUGGUUAAUGGGUCUGGCCAUAAAGACGAUAAGAGUGGGGGCCACUGGAAUGAGCCAUUUCACCUGGAAAAAGACGGAGAAUCUGUGUCUGGGGUGUUACUACAUCACCAGAUGCCUGUCAACCCUUACACUCUGUGUAUAGCUGCAAGAGAAAAGGACUCCAGUCUUCCUGUGGCUGUGUUUGUGUGGGACAUUGAGAAUAAGAAUGACUACGCACUUGAUGUUUCCAUCAUGUUCACGAUGGUUAAUGGGUCUGGCCAUAAAGACGAUAAGAGUGGCGGCCACUGGAAUGAGCCAUUUCACCUGGAAAAAGACAGAGAAUCUGUGUCUGGGGUGUUACUACAUCACCAGAUGCCCGUCAACCCUUACACUCUGUGUAUAGCUGCAAGAGAAAAGUAUUUGUGUGGUGUUUGUUUCAGGAGAUACACACAUUAUUAUGGAACCAAAGGAGAUGCUGCCCCGUCUCUGUCUCACUACGCACUCACACACUACAGUAAAUGGGAGGAGAGCAUUGAUGAGUGGCAGAGGCCGAUUCUACAGGAUGGGUCUCUUCCUGCUUGGUAUAAGUCCGCUCUGUUUAAUGAGCUGUACUUUGUUGUGGAUGGUGGAACCGUGUGGGUGGAGCUUCCAGAGGACGCUGACAUCAGCGGUGGGCUUCGUCCUGAGGAUGGGGGGCUUCCAGCCCAGCCUGAAGUUGUCAAGGAUUACGGCCGUUUCGCUUACCUAGAGGGUCAGGAGUACAGGAUGUAUAACACAUAUGAUGUGCACUUCUAUGCUUCAUUCGCUCUCAUCAUGCUCUGGCCCAAGCUGGCUCUGAGUGUGCAGUAUGAUAUUGCUGGUAGUGUCGUUCAACACGAUCCUACAGAGAGGUUAAAUCUAAUGAAUGGCCGAUACUCACCAGUCAAGACCCGGGGUGUUGUACCUCACGACAUUGGAGACCCUGAUGAUGAGCCAUGGGUUCGUGCCAAUGCAUACAUGAUCCACGAUACAGCUGACUGGAAGGAUCUGAACUUGAAGUUUGUGCUGCAGGUGUACCGAGACUAUUACCUGACCCAGGAUGAGCAGUAUCUGAAGGAUAUGUGGCCCAUAUGCCAGACAGUUAUGGAAACGGAGUUGAAAUUUGAUAAGGAUGGUGAUGGGCUGAUAGAAAAUUCUGGCUAUGCAGACCAGACAUAUGAUGGAUGGAAGGUGACAGGACCCAGUGCAUACUGUGGUGGUCUGUGGCUGGCGUCAGUGUGCAUGAUGUGUAAAAUGGCACGUGUGCUGAAUUGCGAGUCUGUUUAUCAACGCUACAGAGAUAUUUUGGAGAGAGGAAGAGCAGCCUUUGACAAACUCCUGUGGAAUGGCAAAUACUACAACUAUGACAGCAGUGGACAGAGCAUGUCUAACAGUGUAAUGUCAGACCAGUGUGCAGGCCAUUGGUUUCUCAGGGCGUCUGGACUUGGGGACGAUGACUACCAGGCUUUUCCCAAGGAGAAAAUCUGUAGUGCGCUGAAGUCAGUGUUUGACCUCAAUGUUAUGAGCUUUUCAGACGGGCAGAUGGGUGCGGUGAAUGGGAUGAGGCCAGAAGGUGUGCCUGAUCGUUCCAGUGUCCAAUCAGAUGAGGUGUGGGUGGGAGUAGUAUACGGAUUAGCAGCUACAAUGAUACAUGAGGGCAUGAUAGAAGAGGGAAUGCGCACUGCUGAAGGCUGUUACCGCGCUGUAUGGGAGCGAAUGGGAAUGGCCUUCCAGACCCCUGAAGCAUACUGUGAGAAAGGCAUUUACCGCUCUCUCGCUUAUAUGAGGCCUUUGAGCAUCUGGGCAAUGCAGCUUGCACUAAACAAUAGACCAAACCAUGGCAAAACCACUGAUACAGAUGUGGGACAGGACUGAGCUGGAGCCUUAUACAUGUGCUAAAGGGAACUUGUGCUGUUGAGCCUCCAUAAUGAAGUGACCUCUUAGUUUUAAAAUACCGCAAAGGACUUUGGAGAUAAUGUCAUCAUGAGCUGUCGGUUCACACAGAACCUUAAUUUCCAGUUAUUUUGUAAAACUGACAUUUCCACUAAAAUGUGCAUAAGCUUUACCACAGUCCUUCUAUGUAGCAGCUAUAAAUCAUAGUUUUACAAAUGGGAGUGUAAAGGCUUGGUCUCGGUGAACUGACAUACUAUUCAUUAUGAUAUUGGAUUUAGGGUCAUUGAUCUUUGGGAAUCAAUAAGUUAGAGCAUGAUUCUAUAUAAUUUUCACUGUAUAGGUUCACAGUAUAAUUCUGAUUCUGAUUCUAUAUUUUUAUUUCUAUUAUGGGAAUGAUCUAUAGAGUACUUGAAGAAAGAACUGCUGGUUCUCUCUCUCUCUCUCGCUCUUUUAUUAGAAAUAUUUGUUCUUGUAUGUGUCAUAAAACAUUUGAGGCUUUGAGAAAGUCAGUACUGUACAUUAUUCUACAGAAUUGUAAUAGAAAUAUAAUGAAGUGAAUUGGAAUGAAUGUUUACUGCCAUCAGAUAAAUUUUUUCCUCAGAUGCAUCAGAAAGCAUUUCUUUUCUCUGUUGUAUCAGGAAAUGGUAUCAAACCCACAACCCUGAGAUGCUCAACAGACAUGUCAGGCUCAAGUGUGUGAUUUAAAUCACAUUGGCUAAAAGUGAAUUUCACCUUUUAUGGAAGCCACAGCAAUGCACAAUACUGUUCAAAAGUAUCUUUUGUAUCUUUUGCCCAC